Molecule: messenger RNA, 1522 nt
Organism: Passer domesticus (house sparrow)
Lineage: Eukaryota; Metazoa; Chordata; Aves; Passeriformes; Passeridae
Gene: TNFRSF13B
Product: TNF receptor superfamily member 13B
Exons: 4
Coding region: 1-714 (237 amino acids)
Biological process (GO): B cell homeostasis; hematopoietic progenitor cell differentiation; negative regulation of B cell proliferation
Cellular component (GO): plasma membrane
Source: RefSeq, a predicted model, not a curated record
AUGGAUGGGCCAGGAGUGGGGCAGGAUGCCAUGAAGAGCUGCACUGACCACGAGUACUGGGACAGCCUGGUCUCCCAGUGCAUCCCCUGCAGCCUGGCCUGCAGGCAGCCCCCGGCCAGCAAGUGUGAUGCUGUGUGUGAGUCCAUGGACUGCAACAAGAGGCCUGGAUUUUACUACGACGACCUGGUGAAGAGCUGCAUCCAGUGCAGCGCGGUGUGCGGGCAGCACCCCCGGGAAUGCGCCCUGGCCUGCCAGCCCACGGCGGGCCCGGCGGCGCUGGAGCAGAAGGCGUGCGCGGAGCAGGAGCCGUGGCUGGCGCUGUACCUGCUGCUGGGGCUCUGCCUCUGCAGCCUCGUCUGCUCGCUGCUCCUGGGCUGGACCCACCUGCGCAGGAGGGGAGAGGCCAGCGCGGCCAGCUGCCACUGCAGGGAGGACCCUGCCAAAGAUGGGCUGGUGGAAGCCGGCAGCGUUGCUGAUGGAUUCACCAGCAUCAGAAUCCCAGAGCCAGUGGAAACCUGUGGCUUCUGCUUCCCUGGACAUGGCUCUGCUGUACAAGAGACCAAAUCCUGCCCCAGCAGCUCCUGCCACCCUGGGGAAAGGGCUGCUCCCUCCUUCUCUGGGAUCUGCAGCAGGGGAAGCGCCGUUCCCAGCCCUGAGGACGGCCACUUCAAAAUCAUCUGUUCUCCUGCCCAGGAGAAGGCACCCGUGGUGUGACCACAGAGGGUGCUCCAGCACGGGAUCACAGCGGGGGGAUGCUCUCCCUGCCCCCAGACCAAAGCUGCUUCACCCUCUGCUGCCAGUGACUGGAACAGCCUCACCCCAGCCCAGGCUGCAUGGGACAGACAGGGCUGGAGGUGGCACAGAGCUGUCUGCUCCCACUCAGGACACCAAAUCCCCAUUAUUCUUGUGAAUUCCCAGUCAAAGAAGUCACUUCCCAUGUAGCAGCUUCAGACUUCAUCCUCCAGCCUGGCCUGGGUGUCCCCAGCCAUUGGGGACAUCUCAGGGGGGUUCCUCACCCUGGUUCCACCCCCAGCACCCCUCCAAAGGGUCCCUGCUCUCCCCAUGGACAGCUCACCUCUCCUGCCUGCAGAUUCCUUCAUGAACCAGAACAAUUUUCAGCACAGCUGCAAAUGCCUCAAACGUGGAACUGGACCCAAGGAUUUCCUGGUGGAACUGAUCAGUGUGGGAAGCUCCACUGCCACUUUCCAGCGCUGCCGUGGGUGAUGCUGAGGCUUUGCCUCAGGACCAGGACACGAUGCUGCACGUGAGGAGCUGGGACAGGCACCAAAACCCUCAGUGGAACUGGGUUUAAGUAUGAACACUCAUCCAAGGCUGGGAUCUUUCUACAAAACUGGAUUUAUGUAUGUCUGACCUGGGUUAUUGUGAAGAGCUGGUAAAAGUGAGGAAUCAGCUGGAGAUAGAGCUGCUUUGAGAGAAUAUUUUUAUCUAACCUGGCUUUGAAAGCUAUCACGGGAAAAUAGCAGUUUCAAUGUGUAAUUUGAAGUUCUCAUUUCCACUAAAG